Molecule: messenger RNA, 3315 nt
Organism: Anarrhichthys ocellatus (wolf-eel)
Lineage: Eukaryota; Metazoa; Chordata; Actinopteri; Perciformes; Anarhichadidae
Product: relaxin-3 receptor 1-like
Exons: 1
Coding region: 165-1328 (387 amino acids)
Biological process (GO): G protein-coupled receptor signaling pathway; calcium-mediated signaling; cell chemotaxis
Cellular component (GO): membrane; external side of plasma membrane
Molecular function (GO): C-C chemokine receptor activity; C-C chemokine binding
Source: RefSeq, a predicted model, not a curated record
GAGGCGGUAGUGAAAGCAGCUCCGGUGAGUUCAGAGAGAACACGCGCACACCGCGGGGUUAACAUGAGGUUCGCGCACCUGACCGCGCGGGAAGCGUCUCUUCUCCGGGAGCGCAAGAGGUGACGCGCCCUGAGGGACUUGGUUUGUGUUUGUUACCGGAGAGCAUGGCGGAGCUGUGGAUCUACAACGCCACGUCCUCGUGGAACCGGUCUGCCGCGGGACAGGACCGCUUCAGCAGCCUGGACUACAUCGAUGUGCCGGAGGACGGAUCUCCGGCCCUGCGCAUCCUCAUCUCCAUCGUGUACUCGGUGGUGUGCGCUGCCGGGCUGGUCGGGAACCUGCUGGUGUUCUUCCUCAUGAAGGUGCGCCGCGGCCGGAAGAAACGCUCCAGCAUCAACCUGUUCGUCCUCAACCUGGCCAUCACGGACUUCCAGUUCGUGCUGACGCUGCCGUUCUGGGCGGUGGACACGGCCCUGGACUUCAGCUGGCCGUUUGGAAACGCCAUGUGCAAGAUCAUCCUCUCCGUGACGGUGAUGAACAUGUACGCCAGCGUGUUCUUCCUCACCGCCAUGAGCGUCACCCGGUACUGGUCAGUGGCCUCGGCGCUGAAGGACCGGACCCGGCGGCGGGUGUGCCCGGUGCGCUGGGUGAUCGCCGGGCUCUGGGUCUCUGCCACGGCGGCCUCUUUGCCCACCGCGGUUUUCUCCACGGUGAAGAGCGUGGCCGGGGAGCGGCUGUGCCUGCUGGGCUUCCCGGAUGGCCAGUCGUGGCUCGCGCUGUACCACCUCCAGAAGAUCCUGGUAGCCUUCGUGUUCCCCAUGCUGAUCGUCAGCGUGUGCUACCUGCUGCUGCUGCGCUUCGUCCGCCUGCGCAGCAUGAACAACAACCAGGUGAAGCGGAGGUCCCGCGUGACGCGCUCGGUCACCAUCGUCGUCCUCUCCUUCUUCAUCUGCUGGAUGCCCAACCACGCCAUCACCUUCUGGGGCGUGCUGGUGAAGUUCAACGUGGUCAACUGGGACCGGAUGUACUACAUGGUGCACACGUACGUGCACCCGGUGACCGUGUGCCUGGCGCACACCAACAGCUGCCUGAACCCGGUGCUGUACUGCCUCAUGCGCCGCGAGUUCCGCAAGAAGAUGAAGGAUCUGUUCUGGAGGAUGUCGUCGCCCGGCGGGACGAACAGCUGCCACCUGCGGCCGUUCUCCGGGACGGUGCGAGCGGAGCCGGACGACACGCAGAUCGUCAUCCCGCUGAACACCUUGGAGACGGAGAACUGCAGACUCUCCGUUCUGACGGACCAGUGCGACACGGACGCGCUGCAGAAGUGAAGCAGACUCUGAAAGAAAACGCAACACUGGUGUGUCUCUUUACGCACAUUAAAGUUGCUCUUUGUGCCACAAGUGUUGCUGGAGCUUUGUACCUCCUUUAACCAAACACUACAGGAUCCAUCUAGGAAUGUGCCAAAUCCAACGCCAGUACAAAACCAUUGAAGGCAUCACAGCUGGAGCAUUAAAUGUGAUUGUUGACUUUGCAUUAAAGGGAUUGUAUAGAUUUGCAUCACAGUUUAAAGGUGUGAAACAUAAAAUGAGAGAAAUAACACUCGUGCGUAAAUUGCGCAUCCGUGCGUAAAACCAUCCUGCUGCGUUUCCCGCUUCUUCUCCGACUGGGCUCUGUCACCACAGUGAUGCUGAUGUUCUUCUGGUUUUUGGAGGCAGAUUUUCUUUGUAUACUAUAAAUGGAGCGCGCGCUGCUUCGCUCUCUAAGGUGCUCUCCGUGCGGACUUCACUGGUUCAGCUGCUGCCUCGAGCUUCAUUCUGUGGAUUAUUAGUGACGUUUCUUCUGUGGCUGCUGUGUAAAAUGUUGGAGCUUGAGUAAGUGAAUGUAUUAAAAAAAAAUAGCCAAUGCAACCUUAAAAAAACAAUGUUUGGAGAAUAAAAUGUUGAACUGUGUUGACGUUGGUUCCAGGUUUGGUUUGAAGUGUUUCGAUGUGUUGGCUGUGAUGCGUUCAGGGGUUCAUGUGUUGACAAGCCAGCAGCCUCAGCUGGAAACCAAACAGGCUGACUUUCAUUCUUUAAAGAUGUUUCAUUGAAACAUUUGAAAGGUUGGAUUCUCAUGCACGCGUUGUGCACGCGUCACUGCUGAGCUCCUCCACUCUGAUUGGCUGUGGACAAACGUGUCCAGUUAUGCACCUUUGCAGACUUGAGGUGCAACUGUCAACCAAUCAGAGUCCAGAACUACAAAUAUUGAUAUUGAACCCUCUGCAAAAAAAAAGACGUUUCACUGAGUUUCAACAAUCUGAAAGCAUCAUAAAGUAAAUGUUUACUUUAAACUAGAAAGUGACAAUUAUGUGUAUUGUCUUGAUUCAUCGUUUGGUACCAGAUGUGAUACAAAUAGUGAUUUGUGUUUGUUUUCUUUUCCUAAAACCUAAAAUGAAGUUUUCAAAAAGAAAUAAGAAAAGAUUUUAAGAAGCUAAAAAUUACUUUAUUUAGUAAUCAAUUGAGUUUCAAAAUAAAUAAUUUCAGCUUUAUGUUAUGAUCCUAUUUUGUUUAUUAAUACAAAUGUUUUUAUUUAUUUCUUAUUGAAUCGCUUUGAGAUUUGAAAUCUAUUUUCUGACGUCUCCUCAUACGGUUCGAUAUUUGAUCAAAAGUUAAUCCUCAUUUUUCGUGCUUUUUCCUACAAAAUUCCAGUAACACGAGUCAAAAUUACGCUUGUUACAUGAAAAGUAUUUUCAAAAUAAACCUCCAUUAGUUUUAAGAAAAGAUGUCGUUUGAGUUCAAAUACAAAAUGAUUUCACGGGAUAUCUACGAACUACGUUAUGUUUCUUCGGAAAAGUUACGAAUGCUGGAUGAAAAGUUUCUGAAGGAGUUUUAUUUUGUUACCUCUAUUCCUACAUUUGUAUUUAUCUAAACAGCACAAAAUAGUUUCCGUUCAUUUCUGUGAAGUUAUUAGAGGCUGGUCACGAUGUUUGUAGGUAUUUCUCAUGUUCUGCAGAUCUGAUGAAGGAAGCGCAGAUAAAACAUCUGUGAUGAUGUUUCUUCUGAACGUCGGCUCGUUCUGUCACUUUAAGCAGAAACGUGUCGAUCUGCCAUCAGCCAAUCAGGCGACAGAGCCAGAAACAGACCCGCCCUCACGCUCACAGCAGAAACACUGUUAACUGAACUACACUAUAAAUAAUUAUUAAAUGUCUUCUUCUGGAGAAACUAAAUGUCCUGAUUUAACUUUCUGAACCAAUUAAAAGACAAUUUGUAAACUUGAAGCUUGAUGUUAGAAAUGCAAAAUAAAAAUGCUGCUUUCCUCCUGAUGUGCUGAAAUAAA